Molecule: messenger RNA, 474 nt
Organism: Kluyveromyces marxianus DMKU3-1042
Lineage: Eukaryota; Fungi; Ascomycota; Saccharomycetes; Saccharomycetales; Saccharomycetaceae
Gene: MRPL25
Product: mitochondrial 54S ribosomal protein mL59
Exons: 1
Coding region: 1-474 (157 amino acids)
Cellular component (GO): mitochondrial large ribosomal subunit
Molecular function (GO): structural constituent of ribosome
Source: RefSeq, a predicted model, not a curated record
AUGCCAGGAACUAAUAUGAAACAAUAUUUUGAUCUUCUGCCAGCUCAGCUAAAAAAUUUCUUCAAGAAAUACCCACCAAAUGUUAAAUACAGCGACAAGCCAACUGUGAUCUCGGCUCCAGAUGCCAAUCCAUUCCUACCCAACAAGAACCCUGUUACAGGAAAAUACCACGAACCUAAGUAUUCGCUAAGACGGAUGAGUGAUUUGUAUAAACUUGCUUAUAACUAUGGUAUCCAUGACAUGCUUCCACCAACAAAGAAGCUGUUCUUCGAAGAAAAGUACGAAAAUAAGAAGUUCAUGAAGGGUGUACUGUUACCUAAAGGCCACAAGCAUGAACGUAUUCACGAACAAAAAAUAGCUAAGAUGGCUGAAGCUAUCAAGAAUGCAGACCAAUAUAUCAUUGACGUGAAGGGUUCCAAGUACAAGAGAAAGUUAGAACAGAAGCAAAAGGAAAAGGCAAGAAGUUGGUUCUGA